Molecule: messenger RNA, 3942 nt
Organism: Ostrea edulis (European flat oyster)
Lineage: Eukaryota; Metazoa; Mollusca; Bivalvia; Ostreida; Ostreidae
Product: synaptic vesicle glycoprotein 2C-like
Exons: 12
Coding region: 409-1959 (516 amino acids)
Biological process (GO): transmembrane transport
Cellular component (GO): membrane
Molecular function (GO): transmembrane transporter activity
Source: RefSeq, a predicted model, not a curated record
AAGAUAUGGGAGAUUCGGUCUAAAAAGAUUUUUUUUUUUUUUUUCUAUGACGGAGAAGUGCAACUCUUGUAACCAUGGUAAUACCGAUCUUUAUAAAUAUUCUGAUCACUUCGUAAUCAUCAUAUAUAUGAGGAAGUGAUACACAAGAAAUUUAAUGCUAGUCAAUAUUUGUUCGAACUUUCCCAGGCCGAUGACGUUUCAAUGUUAUCAUUUCGGGAUUGCCUUUUCCUACCUAGCUCUGCUCUUUAUUCUUCAUUGAAGUCAUACAAAUGUUUGUAAGAGGGGGAUAUUAUCAUUUAGAUUUAGAAGCUUCGAGUAAACAUUGAAUUGUUUUCAAACGAAAGAGGGGUCGGGGUGAAAAUGUAGAAACACACUUAUUUAAGUUAAGAGCCAUACUUCAUUUCAGUCAUGAUGGAAGAGCAUCAAAGGCUGAUAAAUAAUCAAGCAGAUGGAGACAUAUCUUUAAGUCCGGCUGGUGAGGACACGCUUUAUGAAGAUGCCAUCAAACGAACAGGCUAUGGCAAAUUUCAUUGGCUGGUCCUCAUCCUCUGUGGCUGGGCAGUGUCCAGUGAUGCAAUAGAAGUCCUUUCUGUGUCAUUCAUGCUGCCCUCAGCUGAGAAAGACCUCAGUAUGUCCUCCCAGGAUAAAGGCUGGCUUAAUGCAAUCAUAUUUGUUGGUAUGAUGAUAGGGGGGUACUUUUGGGGCUCGCUGGCUGACCGUCACGGUCGCCGCACCAUUCUGAUGGGUUCACUAACCGUGAAUGGACUUGGGGGAUUGGUCUCCAGUACUUCACAAGUGUUCUGGAUUUUCCUGCUUGCCAGAUUCAUCAGCGGUAUUGGAGUAGGAGGAAGCAUACCUGUGAUAUUUUCAUACUUCACUGAAUUCCAACCAAAGGAGAAGCGAGGAAAAAUGAUCAGUGCCUUGGCAACAUUUUGGAUGUUUGGAAAUAUCAUUGCUGCUGGUCUAGCCUGGUCAGUGAUUCCCCGUGAUAUCGGUUACUUCAGUCCAAACUUUAAGUACAACAGUUGGAGAAUAUUUGUGGCCCUCUGCACCAUUCCUAGUCUUUCAUCUGCUGUGUUCUUUGUCUUCAUGCCUGAAAGUCCAAAGUUCUUGCUUUCUGUAGGACAAAACAAAAAUGCUUUGUCUGUAUUAAGACUUAUAUACAGAAAGAACAAUCCCAGAUUAUCAAAAUAUGAUGUGACUUCAGUAGUAUUAGACCGAGACUACAGGCCAACACAUCAGAGUGAUGAUCGACAAAGAGGUUGUGUCUCAGGAAUGUCACAAAAUCUCAAAAGUCUAAUGUCUACCUCAGGUGAGCUGUUUAGGCCUCCUCUCCUUAGAUCUACUGUCGUCAUGCUUAUCAUCAACUUCUCACUCAGCUUUGGAUACUAUGGCCUGUGGAUGUGGUUUCCUGAACUGUUCCAUCGGGUUGAGCUGUAUGGGGGGUCACCCUGUGACCACCACUCCACACCCCCUAACCGGACGGACAACACCACAAAGUUUCUGGAUUCUGAAUGGAUCUAUUUCUCAGGAUUUAUGACAGCACUCUCCAAUCUUCCAGGGAAUCUCCUGACUAUCUACCUCAUGGACCAGAUUGGAAGGAAACUCCUCCUGGCCACUAGUAUGGUGGGCUCCGGAGUCAGUGUGUUCUUUAUUCCGUUCGUUCGAGACAGGUGGCAGAACCUGGCCAUUUCCUGUUUGUUUGGAGCUGUGUCGACCAUAGGCUGGAACUCCUUGGAUGUCCUCUCGGCAGAACUGUUUCCAACCAAUGUCAGGUCCACAGCAUUUGGUAUACUGUCAGGGGUUGGUAGAAUAGCCGCCAUUUUGGGAAAUGUUGUGUUUGGUGAGCUGGUUGAUCUUCAUUGUUCUAUUCCAAUGAUUCUUGUAGCAGGACUACUGGUAUUUGGGGGCCUGAUUUCAAUACGCCUCCCCAGCACUGUACAGACUGAUAUCCACUGAUUUCAAAUUAAAGUCAUCAUUGGCCUUGAGUGUACAGGAUUUUACUGAUAUUUCAAAGUUUCUAAUUUGCAUUUCACAAUAGUUAUGACAAGCAGGUGCUGGUCUCAAAAUGUUUGGACAACUGUUUUGUAUUAAUCUGGGAUAAAGUAUUUUGGGGGAUUUUUUCUGUUCCAAUAUCAAACAACUUGUAUCUGUUUUUUAAGAUUAAUGUACUGUUAAAGAAUUGUCUGCACAGUAUUUUAAAUCAGAUGUACAGACUCGUAUAGACAACUGUAAGUUGAUAGACUAUAUCCAAAAGGUUCAAAACAAGAUCAAAUAUAAAAAGGGGGAAAAUCAAAAUUUUAGGAACAAACACUGUACAUCAGGAAAAUUUCACCCUCAUUUUAUUUUUAUUUUCACUCAUUUUGUCCUCAUUCUAAAGAAAUUAAAGAGUGAAUUCAAAAAGAGGGCAAAUUUUAAAGGGUUAUGUCAGUUUUUGUGUGAAUUCAAAAUGGCAAAAUAGUUUGUCAAUGCAUCUGCUCAAAAAAAAACAUGGGGUAAAAUGUUUCCAGUACACAGUGAUUUUAUCUUCUGAUAUUUAUUUCCAUGUGCUGUACUCCACAUUCUUUUACUGUAUACCAUUAUGUUAUUUUACUUUUGUAAUGUAUUGAAUUGUUUGAAAUUUAGAAGGCACUGGGGAAGAAUGAUGUGAUGCAAAAAUUUAUUUACUUUUUUUGCACUAAUCGAGCUAUACCUUCCCUAAUUAAAAGUACAGAUGUACCUAUUAAUAAUAAUUUAUUAUUUUCAUUAUUAUUUGUUAAACUUUGUCUUCAUAUUGGUAUGUAUCUAUCCUUGAACAUGUGCAAUACUAAGUAAAUUUUUAUGACUGUUGAUGGACAACAUAAAUCUGUGAAUGUAUUCUUUUAUUGUAGUUUACAUUUUAAUGCUGAAGUUAGAUAUGUACUGUGCGUGUACAGUAUUUUAUAUAGGACUUUUCAGUGCUCAUUUUUUCAAUUUUGGUUAUAGAGAAAAAGUAAAAGAUAUUGUUUCUCUUUAAAUUUGAUUUUGAAUUGGGAGGGGGGGGGGUCCUAGCAGUAAAAGGACAAUACAUAUUCCUGAAAUACAAAGCACAAUCAUGCAUAUUAUUUUUAGGGAUGGUAUCAAACUUUAUUGUAUUUCAAUUCAUUUACUAUUUUUAAUUGAAAGUUUUUGGUAUUUUACAGAACUAUUUAUACAUACAUUCUCACACAUAGUAAGUUAAGUAUUAUGUAAUUAAAGCAAGGUUGGAAAAGACUUUAAUCAAAUAGAUUUUUCCAUAAUGUUUAAAUUUGUUUGAAAUUAUUAAUGUUACAUUUCUUUAAAAAUAUACAUUUAUCAAUUUCAUCUUCAUGUAUUGUAAGAUACCCUCAAAAUAUAAGUCGGUGUUUGGUUUUUGUUUUUUUUUUUUGGUUUUUUUUUUUCCUUUUAAUUUAUUUAUUUGAUUACAGACUUUAUUCCAGUAAUUAAUGACAUACAAAUGUCUGCCUGGUAAUCUUCAGUAUGAUUUUCUAUUGCACCGAGACAUGCAGUUAGAUAGGUGUUCACGAUUGUGAGACAUGUCAUGUUAUGUUAGAAUAUAAUGUCAAUGGAUGCUGUAUCAUGACGUAAACAUGCUACUAGUGUAUUAUUAUCAGGUUUUUAUUGUGAAUAUAUUUGUUUUACAUCCCUUUGAGAAUUUUUCACUCAUAUUUAGGCGUAACCAGUAGAUCUAUGCAUGGCACUCAGCAAGGGUUUUUUGACUGUCUUCACCAUUUUACACAUUAGGUCGGACACAGCUAAUCAAAAUACCAUUAAGACGAGAGGUAAACAUCAAGCAAAUUGACUAAUGGUUUAUCAGUAAAACACAGUUUGAGUUCUCAAACCUAGAAGAAAGUGGCUAGUUUUCCCCAGAUUCAUAAUGUUAUUUCAAAAUAUGUGAUAUUUUUAUAUGGAAAAUUGAUUAUAUACAAUAAAAAGAGAAUUGAU